AUGGCGAACUGGAAAGAUAUGCGGGCUUUUAAACAGGCUUCCCUGAAUAUGGUUCUGGCGAUCUUUGUCAUGAGCGUCAGUGUCUUUAGCUAUGGGUUUGACAACAGCGUAUUUUCUACCAUUCAAGCAAUGGACGCAUACGAAAAGCGAUUUGGUACCUAUAACCCCGAGACGAAAACGUGGGGAUUCACUACACAGCAUCUAUCCUUCUUGAAUUCUCUCGGUCUUCCAGCCAAAUGCGUUGGCGCAGUAAUGGGCCUUCUAGUAGCAGAGAAAUUCGGCAGAAGAAUCUCUUACAUUGCAAUGCAAUUCGUCGUCCUCGUCGGCAUCGCUGUCAGCUACAGCGCAACAGCUUACGGUGGUGCUCUAGCGGGCCGUAUUCUCGUCCAAUGUUUUGUUGGGUGGGAUAACUUUCUCGUGCCCAUGUUCCUGGCCGAGAUCAGUCCGGCGGCCCUUCGAGGCGCGAUCGUGGUAAUAUACGUUUUCGCGCAUAUCUUUGGCUCUCUCAUCUGCUCGUUUAUUACGCUCAUCACUGCCAAAUACGAAGGUGAUGCCUCUUGGCAAAUUCCACUUGCUUCUAUGUUUGCCUUCCCCGCAUUUGUGUUGUUAUUUUCCUGGUUUGUACCGGAAAGUCCCCGAUGGCUGGUUCGCAAGGGUCAAAAUGAAAGAGCCCUAAAGCACCUACGAUGGCUGCGGGGUUCUCGUCUGUCAGAGCAAGAAAGCCAAGCUGAGGUUCAUGCAUUGCAAGAAAGUAUCGAGCGAGACCGGGAAAGACGACUUCGCAUCGCAAUCGCUGUCGCCAUCUUCAAUCAAGUUACAGGACAGAGCUUUAUGAGUCAAUAUGGGGCUAUAUUCAUCAAGAGUCUAGGUACCAUGAGUCCCUUUACGUUCCAAUCAAUUGCAUCGGGAAUCACCUGUCUCGGACCUAUCAUCACCUUCACAUUUGUCGACAUGAUCGGCCGACGUCCUUUUUACCUUGUUUCCGGAACAGCCUGCAUCGUUGCUACCUGUACAUUAUUUGGCUUCUUCUAUGUUAUGUCAUUUGGUGGGAUUGGUGCUGUGACUGCUGCUGAGGUCCCUCAUCUACGACUACGAGACAAAAACGCCUUGAUGGUGUACUGCACUCAGUUUGUCUUCGAUUUCAUCGUCACUCUGACUCUGCCUUAUCUUUUAAAUGCCGAUUAUGCAAAUCUUCAAUCCAAGGUUGGAUUUAUUUACGGCAGUUGUGGUAUACUCGGUCUAACAUGGGCAUACUUCUGUCUUCCUGAUAUGGCAGGACGAUCACUUGAGGAGUUGGAACAGAUGUGGACUGAGAAUGUCCCAGCUCGCGCAUUUCGCAAAUGGAAAUCGCCUGCGGAAACCGGUGCUGAUGAUGACAUGGCCAAAAUUGCAAUCUCCCCGAAACAAGAUUCUGACAGGUGUUAA
Molecule: messenger RNA, 1425 nt
Organism: Penicillium waksmanii
Lineage: Eukaryota; Fungi; Ascomycota; Eurotiomycetes; Eurotiales; Aspergillaceae
Exons: 6
Coding region: 1-1425 (474 amino acids)
Biological process (GO): transmembrane transport; carbohydrate transport
Cellular component (GO): membrane
Molecular function (GO): carbohydrate:proton symporter activity
Source: RefSeq, a predicted model, not a curated record